This is a messenger RNA of Raphanus sativus (radish), 904 nucleotides long. RefSeq lists its product as uncharacterized. The transcript has a single exon. The coding region runs from base 48 to 635 and encodes 195 amino acids. The record is from RefSeq and is a predicted model, not a curated record. Lineage: Eukaryota; Viridiplantae; Streptophyta; Magnoliopsida; Brassicales; Brassicaceae.
AUACCAUCCCUUCAGCCUCAAGCACCACCCUCUCUUUCUCACACAUAAUGUAUACACACGAGAUGGAAGUUUGUUCAACAGUCACAACCAAGAAGCUCUCAAGACUCGCGAAGCUUAUCCUCUUCACCAUCCAGAGGGUCUCAGACGCCUCACGACACAAACUCCUCACAACUCUCGAUCCUCAGCUACUCGCCAAACGUGGCAAGACCCUACGCAAGUCUCUGAACGACGCCGUAUCAACUUCCCACUCCCGCAUCACGUGCCGUCCUUCCGACUACGAAGACAUCCAGUCUUCCUUCAUCUCACCAGUCCCGAUCCAGCUGGACUACGAGUUCAGCUGCAGCAGCACCCCACCGAGACGUUCCUACGCCUCAACCACCACCGGACGACGCAGCGGGUCACGCAAACCGCUUAUCAACAAACGCCAACGCAACGCGUAUGUCCGGUACAACACGCUCCCUAAGGUUCGAGAUUCCGCCUGGGAACGACACGUGGCAGCGGCCGUGAUUCCUGACGUAGCUAGCAGUACCGGAACUAUGGAAAGUGGCCACGUGGACAGAGCAGCGGAGGAGUUUAUACAGAGGUUCCAUAGACAGCUGAGGUUGCAGAGGUGGAUGAUGGCUCAGGAGGUUUAGAAAACUUUUGAUUCAGCGUCACUUUUGUUACACCAAAAUAUAUCAAUCUAUCUAGAAAAUACUAGUAUAAUAGGUAACUGUCGUAGUUUUGUUUUGACUUUCUAGUUUGGUAUAUAUUUCCCAAGUUUUUUCUUUUUUGUUUUAUUGUUUUGGUUUGUGUAAUUUUAGAAUCCAUGAUCGGGUUUUGGAUCUGUUUGGAUGAAACUGUAAGAAAGUUAAUCUUCAAAAUAGCUCUUUUGUGUGUAUAUCAGCGCAUAUAUAUGAAAAUA